Australozyma saopauloensis is the source of this 1356-nucleotide messenger RNA. RefSeq lists its product as uncharacterized. The transcript has a single exon. The record is from RefSeq and is a predicted model, not a curated record. NCBI's taxonomy places the organism in Eukaryota, Fungi, Ascomycota, Pichiomycetes, Serinales, Metschnikowiaceae. Gene Ontology annotation, cellular component: TTT Hsp90 cochaperone complex. The coding region runs from base 1 to 1356 and encodes 451 amino acids.
AUGCCUUUAAUCCAAGAGCUACCGUCAUCUCCAAACGACUCAUUGAUUGAGAAAUGUCUUCGAUCAUUACAGCUCCGAACCCAGGAUUGGAACUGGUUUGUAAGCGCAUCAGACAUCAGAACAGAAUCUCAUCUACAAGAGGCAUUGGAGAUACUCGAGACCCAAAACUCCGAAAUUGGCGACGAAAGAAGGCUUCAAAUCAUCAUCGCUAUAUCUCAGUACGCAAAUGAGAACACCCCUUGGAGCAACACUGAUCUAGCCAGGAAAGCACUCUCAGUCCCUAGGGCCCUUGUAGAACCGUUGCUCCCGAGACUUUUCAGUUAUUUUCAGGAUAGACUCUUGAAAUCGUCACCCAAAGUCACUCUGGAUAGAAAUCCCAGGGCCGCAAAAAAUAGAGGGUUGAGACCGAUCUUGGGCCACUCUACGCCGACGUCAGAGUUGGAUCUCAAGCGAAAAGAAUGGAAAGAGUCCGAUAAUUUGUACAUGAUUGGAUCUGUAUGCUUCUGGAUGCAUUACGACACAUCUCCAGAGUCUGUGGCGCUAAUCGCGGCUUUUACAUUAAAUGUCAUGGAUGAUUCAGACCCAGCAUUUAGAGCACAAGGGUGUUUCCUAAUUCGAAAACUAAUUGAGAAUGGGUUUUUCAUGAACAUACAUAAACUGGGACUUGUGCUGCUUUUUAAAGAAGAAAUCCGUGUUUGUUUUAACUUCUUACCUCGCUUGACACCUGGGUCCAUUUCUCUAGGAUUAAUGAGGGCCGCGUAUCCAACCAUAGUCGCUAUUCUUGAUGAGGAAAAAGAGCAGAAAAAGGAAGCCAAUUCAAGAAAAUAUUUGUCCUACUUGGAGAUUUUAGAUCUGAAUAUUCUCGGGCUGAUCUCGCAUAUUCAGAGCCAUGCAGAAGAGGCAAGCAACAGCCUCAUUCAGUACUUACUUUCCUUCGGAACAGAGUUGAUCAAAAGCAGUAUUGGCGCUGCAGUUCUUGCUUGCUUUUCGCGACUCAACGCAACUCUUUGCCGCCUAAUCACAGACCCUAUUGUCGUCGACUCUGACAAUGGACCUCUUGUGGUCGAAGCAGCCCUCAAUCUACAAAAUACCGUUCUCUCUGAAAUUUUGCAUGCAAAACCGGGAGCUUCAGAUCUCCUUUUGAGUUACAAGUACGAUUUCAUUGCAGCAUGGUCAGUCUAUCAGACACGAGUCUUGCGCUACGGUGUCGGCACUCCCGAGUCGAAAGAAUUGGUCCGUUCAAAUUUCGCCCUUCUUAUCGAAUUGGCCAGGCAAAACGAAACUACAUUCCAAGAAUUGGAGGAGGAUUUGAGAGCAAUUAAAGAGCAAAACACAGAACUUGAGCUGUGCUUUUAG